UGAAAAUUGUUGAAACGUCGAGUGAAUCAAGUUCAAGAGUGUGUCCGGUGGUAUCCCAGUCAAGCGUGCAAUCCGUCGAGUUAAAUCAAUGGAUACGGCUAAAUUGACCGACUACAGUGAGGCGAAGACACAUCUGGAGCAACUGCAGCAGACUCUUACCCACUUGGACCACACCCAUGGACAUCCUCAUUCCCAUUCCCAUCCGCAUACACAUCCGCAUCCUCACCAUCAUCACCAUCACCAUCAUCUUGGAUUGUAUCAUGGGGCGGCAAAUACAUCCACCAUAACCACAGAUUCGGUGGUUUCCUGUGUUAGCUCAACAUUGCCAUCUGUGGGAAAGGCCAUUGCCUCAUCCUCAUCCGGUACAUCAACUUGCCUUAACCUGGAGGAUCGUCGGAAAUGUCACAGUCAUAGCAAUGACCUCGAUGUGAGCCACACACUGAUGGAGGCCAUUUGUAUUGGCCAGAAGUCGCCACCUUGUUGCUUGGCAUUGGCCGGCAAUUCCUCACCGCCGGUUCCGAUUGCCACGGCAGCUCUUAUGAAUGUCGCCGCCGCAUCUACCGCAUCUUCCGUAUCGAAUGGAGUUAGUGCUUCCGCCGCCGCUUUGUGCAAUGAUAUAACAAGGGAAUCGUCCUGGUAUGCCCAUCAUCAUCAUCAUCACCAUCAUCAUCAUCAGCAAUUGGCCGAUGAAUUGGUCAUGUAUGCAACGCCCACACCGACGGCAGCAGCAGCGGCGGCAAUUGGCAAAUUUGGCCUGGACACAUCCACGGAGGGUUACUUGAACGCAAGGUACAAUGUAAAUGUCAAAGGCGUGCGCCAUGAAAGAACAUCAGCAACAUUUUUCGAUAUACCCGCUGUGACGCAUCCGCACCCGCAUCCGCAUCAGCAUCCAGGACAUCCACAUCCACCGCAUCCAUAUUGCUAUAGGUUUCCAUCAUCGCCACCCGCGGGCAUUUUAAAAAAGAGCGACGAAGAGCCAACAGCCGCUGCCGCUUAUUGCAAUGAAUCGUCGGCAACGGGUUCUGGCCAGGAUCAGCAGCAGUUUCAACACAAUACCAAAAUCGAACAUGCCGAUUCAACAACAACAGCACAGCAGCAGCAACAACAACAACAGCAGCAACAACAGCAACAUCAGCAACAGCAACAUCAACAACAACAACAGCAGCAGCAGCAGCAACAACAAGAUCUGCUUCAGCAGCAGCAAGUUUCAUCACUUCAUUCCCAUCAUCAGCACAGUCAUGAUCAAUCGACUCAUCCGCAUUUGACUCCUUUGCACGCUGCCUCCGCCUUUAAAUUUAGCCACACGGCUGUCAUAUCCAGUUCGGCUGUCUAUGCCGGGCAACCGCCACAUUACUCCUCACACCAGCAGCAACAGCAGCAGCAACAUCAUCAUCAUCAGCAGCAGCAGCAGCAAACCACAUCCCAAUCUAGUCAUCCCGCCAUCUAUCGUGAUCUCUCUCCUAGUACGGUGGCAGCGUCAGCCGAUUCGGAUCUUAAAUACGACACUGGACCCUAUAAUGCCACCAUUUCAUCCACUUAUCCAUCCGCUCUGCGUCCCAGUGUGGUCGAUUCGACUACCUCUAGUGAUACAGAACUGCGUCUGGAUCAUUUCUAUGCCAGCAAUGGCAUCUCCACCAGCAGUAAUGGUCAGACAAUAAGCCAACGUCGUGGUUCACUGCAACUUUGGCAGUUUCUGGUAGCCCUUCUAGAUGAACCCACGACCAGUGCCAGUUGCAUAGCCUGGACAGGACGCGGCAUGGAAUUCAAGUUAAUCGAACCAGAAGAAGUGGCUCGACGAUGGGGUCUCCAAAAGAAUCGGCCAGCGAUGAAUUAUGACAAAUUAUCUCGAAGUUUGCGUUAUUACUACGAGAAGGGCAUCAUGCAAAAAGUCAAUGGAGAGCGUUAUGUCUAUCGCUUUGUCUGCGAUCCCGAUGCCCUCUUCAAUAUGGCCUAUGGCCAUCUGACAACCACCUCAGCCAAAGGAGGAGAUCAACAUCAUUUGACACUGUCGUUGGCCAAGUCGCCACCAGUUUCUGCUGCCACAGAGACGCAUCGCGUGCCAAAAGCUACCGCGGUUGAUUAUUAUGAUGGAGGCUUACAUAAGUAUCAGUAGAUGAUGGGGAUGUGAACUGGAAAGAUGGGUAUGGGAACGAAUGGUAGCGUGUCCAUGAAUUUUGUAAAUUGUGUAAUCUAUUUAAUGUGGAUGUGUGUGCCCAUUUGCAAGAGAAGGUCCUUUUUGCGUUUAGAUGAGCCAACAAACCUAUGAAAAAAUUUCAAUACUUUGUUUCAGAUUGUAAAAUUUAUAUUUGUUCCCAGAAUUGUGAUGAUCUGUAUCUGAUCUCAUCUAAACCAGAUCUUCAAGAUUCAGCGCACAUGCAGCCAUAUUUAUAUAUACAUAUAUAUAUAUAUACAUACAAAGUAAACAUAUACAGAUUAUAAUUAUGUGUCCACCAUUGUAGAUGUACUUAGUCUGCGUUGAGGUUGAGUUAAUAAAAAUAAAUUAUAUAACGUU
Drosophila willistoni is the source of this 2512-nucleotide messenger RNA. RefSeq names its product ETV5-related protein Ets96B (gene Ets96B). NCBI's taxonomy places the organism in Eukaryota, Metazoa, Arthropoda, Insecta, Diptera, Drosophilidae. Gene Ontology annotation, biological process: regulation of transcription by RNA polymerase II; cell differentiation. Gene Ontology annotation, molecular function: DNA-binding transcription factor activity, RNA polymerase II-specific; sequence-specific DNA binding. Bases 89 to 2113 code for a protein of 674 amino acids. Gene Ontology annotation, cellular component: nucleus. The transcript is spliced from 8 exons. The record is from RefSeq and is a predicted model, not a curated record.